Molecule: messenger RNA, 1419 nt
Organism: Ziziphus jujuba (common jujube)
Lineage: Eukaryota; Viridiplantae; Streptophyta; Magnoliopsida; Rosales; Rhamnaceae
Exons: 1
Coding region: 222-1292 (356 amino acids)
Source: RefSeq, a predicted model, not a curated record
CCAUGUCCUUACGUAUCCAAAACCUCCUCUUUUGCUUCUUCAUUCUCAACCAACGCUUUCUGUUUCUCUCUGUUUCUGCGUCUUCUCUGUUAGACAUAUAGAUAAAAAGAUAAAGCUUAAAAAAAAAAAAAAAAAAAAAGCCCAUUUCAGGCAAAAAGCUCUUGGGUCGAUUUUAUUUUAUUUUUUAAAAUUUUUUAGCUGAAAAAUUGAAAAUCAUUACCAUGGAGAUUCCUGUAAUCAAUCGAAUCGGCAAUUUUGAAUCCGGCAUAACCACUUUGCAAAACCCGUCUUUUCUUUCCCAGAUUAUUUCUCUUUCUCACAUCGAGAAGGUUUCUGAAGCAUACAGCUUCUGGAAAUGGGGCGCUUUGAUCAUCGCCGUGGUUGCUUCUUUCGGCACCAUAGUCAGUAGGAUCAAGAUUCUGGCAAUUAGACUGCAGCAUCGUUAUUAUACUGCUGUAGCUUCUGAACACUCUCUUCUCAGAAAUCUGGUGGAUGACGAUGAAUACAGCAGCGAAAGCGACUACGAUGCUGGAGACGACGACGACGCCGUUUCCUGGUCAUCGGCGUCUUCUAUUUCGGAAUUCGAUGACGACGAGGCUGCUUCUACUUCCGAUGUUGAUUCCCACUGGAGGACCGUCGAAGAAAAUUUUCACGUCAAAGGAUCUGGUCAUUACGUCGAUGACCAUUGGCAAAACCGUAAUUUGAGGCUCCGACGGCGUAGAAGCUUUACGGAGAAUCGGUUUUCCUGGUCCGAUUUUGCUAGCGGCAAGAGCGUCGUCAAGCUCUGGGACAGUUUGGGAUUGGGGUUGGACAUCGACGGCACAUCGGGGAAUGUCGUAUCAAUGUACGACAUGGACAAGGAGCAAAAGAUUGGCACCAUCUUCGGCGGGACUCCGGCGACCGCCACGUCAUCUCCGGCGUCGCUACUGUCCGCCGGGACGAACUCUUCCGGGAACGUCUCGUUCGGCCUCUGGGACACGCGCGACGGUUGUCGUAUUCCGGCGAUAUUCGCCGAGUGGGGACCCCACCUGGGUAAGAUCGUGGGAAUCGCAUCUGACGGCGCCGAGAAAGUUUACGUCAGUGAUGAUGUCACCGGCGGUUUUACGGUCGGAGAUUUGAGGAACGUAAGCUUGCCGAUAAAGAGUUUAACGGCGUCUGAGGUGGAAAAGACUUGGUGGGACACCGACGCGGUUCUCGUCUCGAACGAGUGCUUUGACGAUUCAGCAACUGUGACUGGUCGCGGCUCAGCCGUGACUCGUUGCUGUGACGCGGUUCGGUCUUAUCUGCUGUAGACAAGGUUAUAUCAGUAAAUUCAAUGGGACGGACAAAAGAAAAAAAGAAAAGAAAGGAAAAAUUGUAUGCAUAAUUUGUAAAUAAUUUUAUAAUUAUUCUCAAUAAUUUAUGGGGUUAUUUUCGUUC